This is a messenger RNA of Drosophila mauritiana, 2235 nucleotides long. RefSeq names its product cysteine-rich motor neuron 1 protein (gene Rcd2). The transcript has 3 exons. Lineage: Eukaryota; Metazoa; Arthropoda; Insecta; Diptera; Drosophilidae. The record is from RefSeq and is a predicted model, not a curated record. Gene Ontology annotation, molecular function: protein binding. Bases 406 to 1761 code for a protein of 451 amino acids.
UCUUUAGUUUGCUGGAAACCUCCACUGUAAUCGGUUGUGUGCUGUGCUCCAGUGAGAAAUACCGGAACCUCACAUAUUUAUCACCUUAAAAGCGGCGUCUCAAACAAAACACAAAUACGCAGCACUGCGAAAAAGACAAACAACGGGACUAAACCAAAAAUAAAAAACAACUAAGAAACAACUAAAAAAGCUAGAGACCAAUUGGACAGACAGGCGGCCAAUUGAAAACAAAUAAUACAAUGAAGUUUUAUUUUUGGAUCAGUUAGACUCUCGACAAGUAAAGAUACUUAGUGCAGCGCAACUAAAAAAAGAGCAGAAACACGCAUUGAAAAUUAUCACAGUCAAUCAAAGAUAUAUAUACGCGUAUAUAUAUAUUUAAUCAGCCUUAAUCAGACUUUGAACGAAAUGGCCAAGUUAAUCACAAUUUGCCUCCUCCUGCGGAUUCUACAAUCAUGUGCUAUGCCCAUUAUUGACCCAGAUAGCAUAGAUGAGUCCCUUGCGUGUCCACCGUGUGAGAAUGACUUCCCAAUCUGCUACAAAGUGAUCGUGGAGGUGGAACGGGGCAAUGGACUGCCCGGCAGCUGUUGUCCUCGCUACGAGUGCCUCGAUGAGGAACCUGUCUGCGAUGGUUCCAAGAGGAGAUUCUAUAAGAACAAGUGCACUGUGUGCGAUCCUUGCGAACCGCUGGCCAUUCAGUGCAAGGAGAUAUGCCCAAUGGAAGAACCCGAACCCAUUUGCCUCUCUGACAACAAUGAGUACCACAGAAAUGGCGAUGUUUGGAUGGAAAACAAUGGUUGUACCACAUGCACGUGCGAAGGUGGAUAUGUCACCCGUAUUGCCGUUCAGUGCAAUCAUUAUUUACGGUGCAGCAAUCCCAUUCAGGUCAAAGGACAGUGCUGUCCGGUUUGUCCGGAAGAGCUGGGUGUGAGUAGCAUUAUCUUCGACGAUAGUACUCACAAGUAUAGAAACUCCACUUCAGCACCGAUUUCGGACGAAAGCGAAUCCUCCAGUUCAGGGUGGAGCUCCACUGUGCCAACAGAUACUUCUGAUUCCGCUUCGGACACCAGCGGUUCACCCAAUAGCCCAUCUACAUCAUCUGAGCUGGUCACGCCGACUCCGAACACAAGUGAUUUAUCCAGUUCCACAGAGAAGACAAGUACGGACUCGAGUUAUGAACAACUUGGAGGAUUUGCCACUUCCGAGUCGCCGGAUCUCAGAACCGACUCAGAAGAACCAGAUACAUCAAGUUCUGAUUCUCCGACUGAGACUACCACAAAUCCAACCACAUCCGAAGCAUCAGCCACUUCCACAGUUCCAAGCACUUCAAUGGAACUUCCCACUGCAACAGAAGAUGGUAUCACCAAAAUGGAUUUUAAUGCUGAUGACAGAACACCGCAAGCAAUUGAUGAGCCCACCGUGAUCUUAGUCAAUGCAACUAACUUUAUAUCAGUGGUGACCGAUAAUCCCAUCACGAAUCAACCGGCGGUCGUGGCCCCCGAAUCCACCAGUCAGAUUAAGGAUCUCAGUAUGGAGAUCCAGCAAAUAACAUAUCCCUACGCAGAGGUGCCCCAGGAGCGCAUCCAAACCGAUUGGCCCUUGGAAUGCGUGGUCAUAAUGGGCUUUGUUAUACUUUUAGUGUCGAUAUCCCUUUAUGCCAUCGUGAAGAGAUAUUCGAAAAGCAAAAAAUACCAUGCCAUACCAUUAAAUCCAGUUCGAAAGCUGAAUGAAACGGAGAAAACGAAGGCGGAGCAGAAGUUGUGAUUCCUGCACAGAGAGAAAACUAUAGUUCCAGGUUGCCAUCUCAAUUUAUCAGUUCGUUUUUUCUCUGUGUGAAUUCCAUCCUCCUGCAGACUGAUUUUUGAUCUUAAAAAUUAUACCAAAACAGUGGAUGAAGUCUGCAUGAUAGUACUACUUAGGAAAAGAAACUAUACUUUGUCGUCAGUCCAGAGAUAAGCACACAAUUUGAUCUUUAAACUAUGCUCAAAUCAAUAAAUAAAGCGAUUAGGUUUAGCGGUAGGAGUUAAGCAGUUAAGGAAUACGUUAUUAAUUAUAAUUGGAAAGUAUUAGUUUGAUUGUAAAUUAUAAUUACUGCACACGCAGAAUUGUUGCAUUAGAGUGAUUACAUAUCAAACGCUCGCACUCAUAUAAUUUUAAAUUAUUAUACCCAAAACUCAUCAACUACAUUCAUUCCAAAGCAUAAAAAAAUAAAGAAAAAGAAACCAAAGCUAAACGAAA